This is a messenger RNA of Ochlerotatus camptorhynchus, 2722 nucleotides long. It is a transcript of the gene Papss, whose product is annotated as PAPS synthetase. Gene Ontology annotation, molecular function: sulfate adenylyltransferase (ATP) activity; adenylylsulfate kinase activity; ATP binding. Gene Ontology annotation, biological process: 3'-phosphoadenosine 5'-phosphosulfate biosynthetic process; sulfate assimilation. The record is from RefSeq and is a predicted model, not a curated record. NCBI's taxonomy places the organism in Eukaryota, Metazoa, Arthropoda, Insecta, Diptera, Culicidae. The coding region runs from base 514 to 2502 and encodes 662 amino acids. The transcript is spliced from 4 exons.
GCUCUGUCCGCGCAUUGCUGCGGUUCACUAUACGCGUCUCCACUAUAUCGGUUGUGCGUUUUUUUUUAUUUAGUAUUUUUGUCUUCGGUGUUGUGUUAUAGGUUUACCGUGGCGCUUUUGCCAUCCAAUAUUAAUUUUUGUUAGUUAUGCAAAUUUGUUUUUCAUAAUUGGGUGUUAGGCUUUCGUUCGAUUCGUCGUUCCACGUAUUCUCAAAUAAGGGCUGACACGACGUGAACUUUUACCGGACUCGCGCAACUCAUCUCCAUUUAAAUCUUGCCAUUCAUCAGAGUAUUCGGCUAUUCACAGUGCGUCAGAAGCGGGCAUCCGUGAUAAAAGUGAGAGUUUUUCACUCUUUGUUGUUGUAUACAUCAAUUUGAAGCUGGCAUUUUGUUCGGAAAUUGCCUUGUACGAGUGAAGUAUGAUUUUUCAAAUUUAGACAGGCGUUUAUUGGUAUUAUACGAUAUAUAAAUUACGCGGAAGCUCAGUACAAUAGAGUGAAUAUUGCUUGCCGUCAUGUUCGUCAAGCGAAGGAAAGUGGCUAAUUCUAACAACAACGUUAUUUUGAGUAACGUCAACUACGAGAACAACGGUAAUGGGCAGGUGGUUAAAUCACGCUGCGGCAAGCACAAAGAUUGUAAUGGUGGCACAAGUGAGUGCCUACAAGUUGCCACCAAUGUUACCGAGCAGAAGCAUAACGUAACGCGUGAAGUCCGCGGUAAUAAUCUGGGUAUAUGCCGCGGUUUUCGAGGAUGCACCGUCUGGUUGACGGGAUUGAGUGGAGCUGGCAAAACUUCGAUUGCAUUUGAACUGGAAGCGUACCUGGUAUCGAAGGGCAUUCCGGCGUACGGUCUCGAUGGCGACAACAUCAGAACGGGCUUGAACAAAAAUCUAGGUUUCUCGCAAGUGGAUCGGGAGGAGAACAUUCGACGGGUGGCGGAGGUGGCAAAGUUGUUCGCCGACAGUGGUGUGGUAUCGAUUUGCAGUUUCGUAUCGCCGUUCGCGGAAGAUCGUGAAAUGGCUAGAAGGAUUCACAAGGAUUCAGAUUUGAAAUUUUUCGAAAUACACGUGGACACUUCCUUGGAGGUUUGCGAGUCGCGUGACGUCAAGGGUUUGUAUAAGAAGGCUCGGGAAGGCUCGAUUCAAGGAUUCACUGGCGUAACGCAAGCUUACGAAGCUCCAGAAAACCCAGAUCUGUCCGUUCCGACUGAAGGGUUGACGGUGAGACAAUCAACGUUCAAAGUGAUAAAGCUCCUAGAGGAUGAAAAUAUCAUUCCAAAGUUCAUUAAGGACGAUGAACCUAUACCGGAGUUGUUUGUUCCGGAUCACUUAAAAGCUUCUGUAGAGGCGGAAGCAAAAACACUUCCAUCAUUUUCGAUAACGACCGUUGAGUUGCAAUGGUUGCAAGUAUUAGCCGAGGGCUGGGCCCAUCCACUUAAGGGUUUCAUGCGCGAAAAAGAAUAUCUACAAGCGCUGCACUUCAACUGCAUGUUAAGUGAAGAUGAAACGAUGCGAGAAAAUCAGUCCAUUCCAAUAGUAUUAUCGGUUAGCGAUGAUGAUAAGAAUAGACUAGACGGAGUCAGUGCUUUGUCGUUAUCGCACGAGGGUCGCAUUGUGGCGGUGUUGAGAAAACCCGAGUUUUAUUUCCAAAGAAAAGAAGAGCGAUGUGCAAGGCAGUUUGGUACGUCGCAUCCAAACCAUCCGUAUGUCAAAAUGAUUAUGGAAUCUGGUCAGUAUUUGGUGGGGGGCGAUGUGGAAGUUCUGGAAAGGAUUCGCUGGAACGAUGGCUUAGAUAACUACCGACUUACUCCAAAUGAGCUUCGGAAAAAGUUUAGCGACAUCAAGGCGGACGCUAUCUUUGCAUUUCAAUUACGUAACCCAAUUCACAAUGGCCAUGCCUUGCUUAUGAGCGAUUGCCGGCGUCAGCUUUUGGAGCGUGGCUUUAAAAACCCCGUACUAUUGUUGCAUCCUCUGGGAGGAUGGACGAAGGAUGAUGACGUACCACUUCCGGUGAGGAUGGCACAGCAUCAAGCGGUUUUGGAUUCGGGAGUGCUGAAACGAGAGCACACAAUUUUGGCGAUUUUCCCGUCACCGAUGAUGUAUGCUGGUCCAACGGAGGUUCAAUGGCAUGCUAAAUCUAGAAUGAAUGCCGGUGCGAAUUUCUACAUUGUUGGUCGAGAUCCUGCCGGAAUGCCACAUCCCGAUAAGACAAUGUAUCCCGAUGGUAACCUGUACGACGGGUCGCAUGGCUCACGGGUGCUCAAAAUGGCUCCAGGGUUGGAUAGUAUUGAAAUCCUACCAUUCCGCGUGGCCGCUUACGAUAAGUCCGUAUCGCAGAUGGCAUUCUUCGAUCCCAACAGGAAGGACGACUUCGAUUUCAUUUCUGGCACCAGAAUGAGAAUGUUGGCGCGCACUGGACAGGACCCUCCGAACGGGUUCAUGGAACCGAAGGCGUGGAAGAUUCUAUCCGAGUACUAUCAAUCGCUGAAAAGCGGAGACAAUUGAUUGUGCUGACGAGAGAGUUUAGCCACAGAGUAAUAUCAAAAUAUAGCACAACUUUUGCAUGCCAACAGUGUGGGUCACUAUUUUACUUUUAGUUUGAUAAUAAUUGUGCAAAUUUUGUUUUUUAUCAUCAGAUUUUUAUUGUUAUACUAGUAUAUAGCUAUGAAUUGAAAACAGGUUUAUUCGGAUGAAUAAACAAUAAAGUACUACUAAUGGGAUAAAA